This is a messenger RNA of Pneumocystis jirovecii RU7, 1362 nucleotides long. RefSeq lists its product as uncharacterized. The record is from RefSeq and is a predicted model, not a curated record. Gene Ontology annotation, biological process: mRNA splice site recognition. Gene Ontology annotation, cellular component: cytosol. Bases 1 to 1362 code for a protein of 453 amino acids. The transcript has 6 exons. Gene Ontology annotation, molecular function: mRNA binding. Lineage: Eukaryota; Fungi; Ascomycota; Pneumocystomycetes; Pneumocystales; Pneumocystaceae.
AUGUCUUUUAAUUACGAUUAUGGCAAAGGGAGUGCAUCUGCUGCCUCUGUAUCAGCAGCACAAAAUCAAAAUAACCAGAUCGUAGCUCCAUCUGCAAAUGCAUCAUCACCUACCUUCCAGACAACAAAUACAACUGUACAGAAUGUUAAUAACAAUCAAAUUCCUUCCUCACAGUCUCCAUUGCAAGGGGAAAAUAAGACAGCACUUUGGAUGGGUGAGCUUGAGCCUUGGGUAGACGAGGCAUUUAUUCGUCAAGUAUGGUUUAAUCUUGGAGAGCAAGUUAAUGUAAAAAUGAUCCGUGAUAAGUUUUCUGGUUCGAAUGCUGGUUAUUGUUUUGUUGAUUUUUCAAGCACUGCAGCUGCUUCAAAAGCUCUUUCUUUAAAUGGAACUAUUAUUCCGGGAACAACCCGGUUAUUUAAGCUUAAUUGGGCAUCAGGUGGUGGCCUUACAGAUAGGAAAGAUGAUCGAGAGCCUGAGUUUUCAAUUUUUGUUGGUGAUUUAGGUCCUGAAGUUAAUGAAUAUUUGCUUGUUUCUCUUUUUCAAAGUCGUUAUCCUUCGUGUAAAUCGGCAAAAAUUAUGACAGAUCUUGUGUCCGGAAUGUCAAGAGGUUAUGGUUUUGUUCGAUUUUCAGAUGAAGUGGAUCAACGGCGAGCUCUUACUGAAAUGCAGGGUGUAUAUUGUGGGAGCCGUCCUAUACGGAUUUCUACAGCAACACCUAAAAAUAAGCCAGGAAUGAGUCAUAUUAAUAUGAUGCAUAUGGGUAUGUCUCCUUUAGGGUAUUAUGGAGCACCCCAACCUAUGAAUCAGUUUACUGAUCCUAAUAAUACUACUGUUUUUGUUGGCGGUCUUUCAAGUUUUGUUACAGAAGAUGAAUUACGAAGUUUUUUUCAAGGUUUUGGUGAAAUUACGUAUGUAAAAAUCCCUCCUGGUAAAGGUUGCGGUUUUGUGCAAUUUGUUCAACGGCAUGCAGCAGAAAUGGCUAUUAGUCAAAUGCAAGGAUAUCCAAUUGGAAAUUCUAGAGUUCGGCUUUCAUGGGGAAGAAGUCAAAAUAAUUCUGGCCCUAUAGGUACUCCGUACAGGCCUGCACCACCUCCACCCGUCCCUUAUGCAUCUAUGGGACUUCCACCUCAACAUGCUUAUUCUAGUUUUGCACCUCUUAAUCCUAACGCUGCACAUAUGCAUCCACCACAACAAUCAGGUCAGCCUUUACCCGCACAACCGGGGCAGUUGUCUGGAUCACGAAAUCCCAUGGAUCCUAUCCCAGUAGCUUUAUUAAAUGAAUUAUAUUCAGCAACACGAAAUGCACGACUCGAUAGACUGGAAGCUGACCGAAGUAGCUUCCAUGGCGUCUAUGCUCAGUAG